UUGCAAAUUCAUUUCAUUUGUCUUUGCCAUUUCAUCCAUUUAUGCCAUUUUCAUUCAACAGUUAUUUGGAUGCUUGUAAAUUUUUAAGUUGUAAAUACUUUACACCUAAAAGGAGUUUAAUGUGUUAACAUAUUGUUUUGUUUAGCUUUUAAAUAGUAAUUUGUGUACAUGAAAACUAACUAUGUAUUUGGCUUUUAAGUGGUAAAUGUAAUACACAUCAUGGGGGGCUCCACACAUCAUGAUUGUGUAUCAACAUGGCGUUCUGUUAUAUAUAAUGUCUUUUUAACUAUAAAGACUUUACAUGUAAUAUGAAAUUAGACUUUUUGCCAAUUUUCAAAUUAUAGCCGAAAUGAAUAAUAUAUUUACGGCCUGUAAAACCUUUAUAUGCAAAUGUAGAUAUCCAAACAGCCCAUGCAAUUAGAUUACUUACAAUCUCAUUACAGCUCAAGGAUUUUUACUAGCAACGAAAUGGCCUCUUAAAACUUUUAAGUGGAGAUAAGGAUUAGUGUUUUGAUUUUGAUUGUAGGAAUCUCGAAUUCGAUCUCAUUAAAAAAGAGGCGCAACUAGAUUUUGCUGGAAAUCUUUAGUUCUAUUAUCCUUCCCAGAGAAGAAACGUAGAGGGCUCAACCAUAAUCUAUCAAGAAAGAAGAAAAAGGAGUUGCUAUGGAAUUCCUCCAGGAGAUUGCCAGGAAUGCAUGGGUUCAAUACGACUACUCUAGAAGGCUUGAAGAGAGUCUUGAUGUUCUGAAAAUUGAAAUGCAAGAGUUGAGCAGCCAACAGACUGACAUAAUUAUUGCACUGAACACAGCGGAGGUAGUGCAUGGAAAGAAGCCAAAGGCGGAAGUGAGUUUAUGGCUGGAAAAUGUGGAAAAGGUUACAAGCGCAAUGACUAAGAUAGAAGAGGUUUAUGGAGAAAUAGGGAGAGAUUUCUCACUCCCACGUGUUACAUUGGGAAAGCAUGUCAUAGAAAAGAUUGAAGAGGUGGUGAAGCUUAAGGAGAAAGGUCGAUUUUCAGAAGGGUUACUUGCUGAUCUAUUACUUAAAAGUGGAAGUAUGCCCACAACGAAACUAGUGGGUAGAACGACAGCGGAAAGAAAUUUGGAACAGAUUUGGGAGUCUUUGAUGGAUCAAGAGGUCAGAACUAUAGGUGUGUAUGGCAUGGGGGGAGUGGGCAAAACAACCAUCAUGACCCACAUCUAUAAUAAAAUACAGAUCUCUAGAAUAUUAGGCACUGCCAUUUGGGUGACGGUAUCUAAUGAUUCUAGUAUUGAGAGACUGCAAAAUGGUAUUGCACGGGCAAUAGAAUUGGACCUUUCUUAUGAAGAUGAUGAAAUGAGAAGGAAAAUAAAAUUGUUUGAGGCUUUGAAACGUAGGGGGAAGUUUGUUAUCAUCUUAGAUGAUAUGUGGAAAUCAUUUCCAUUGGAAAAAGUAGGGAUUCCUGAGGAAAAUGCAUAUAAAGUAGUACUAACUACUCAAUCAAAAAAUGUGUGCCGAGGCAUGAAGUGCCAAAAAAAGUUUGAAAUGGAGGUUCUUUCAAGGGAAGAAGUAUGGGAAUUGUUUAAGGAAAUGCUUGGGACUGAUGUUGUGUUUUCUCCUGAAGUAGAACAGAUUGCAAAGCUUGUAGCUGAAGAAUGUGGUGGUUUGCCGCUUGGAAUAAUCACAAUAGCAAGUGCAAUGAGAGAAAAGGACGACGUUAGAGAAUGGAGAAAUGCAUUAGAGGAGUUAAAAUGCUCGACGAUGGAGAUUGAAGGCAUGGAUGAUCAGCUUUUUCCAAUUUUAAAAUUUAGUUAUGAUCGACUAAAAUCUGAGAAGAUUCGAUCUUGCUUCUUGUAUUGUGCUUUGUAUCCAGAGGACUAUGCAUUCGAUGAUGAAGAGCUGGUGAAGUAUUGGAUAGCAGAAGGAUUGAUAGAGGAUAUGGGAUAUUGGGAAAAGGAACAAGACAAAGGCCACAUAAUAUUGAAUGGACUGAUAGAUGUAUGUAUGCUGGUAAAGAAGUUUGUAGAUAGUAUAGGAAUGCAUGAUUUAAUCAGAGAUUUGGCCAUCGGAAUUACCAGGAAGAGGCCUCGGUUUGUGGUCAAAGCUGGGAUAGGGAUAAGGGGAUCAAUUGGUGUACAAGAAUUUACUGAAGAGGUUGACAAAAUCUCAUUAAUGAGAAAUCAAAUUGAAAUGAUUUCAGGUGAACCUAACUGCCCAAAACUCUCCACAUUGUUGUUGCAGGAGAACCCCCUCUCAGGUAACAUUUCUCAUGAGUUCUUCAAUCACAUGAACGGCCUCAGAGUUCUUGACCUUUCUAAGACUGGUAUUGAGUAUCUGCCAGAAUCAGUUUCCAACUUGGAGAACCUGCAUAUGCUCUUACUAAAUAGCUGUGAGAGGUUAAGGGAGGUACCGUCCUUAGCAAAGCUGAAGCGUCUAAGGUUUUUGAACCUAAAUGACACUGGCAUCAAAGAAGUGCCAGAUGGGAUGGAAUGUUUGGUUAACCUCAAAGAGUUUUAUGUUUCAUCUGCUGAAGAGACAAAAAAGAUAAAUGCUGGUGGUUGCAAUUCCUUAAUGCUUACUGAUAGUAUUAUCAAUCUGAAAAUGGAGAGAUGCGAUCUGUCAAGCUUACACUGCCUGUCUCGCUUGCAACACUUGCAGUCAUGUGACAUCUUGGAGUGUAGCAUGAAGUGGUUGUUGCCGAUAGGAGACAACAGCACCAUAAUUCCGUCUUUACCCUCAAUACAGUGUCUGGAUCUAAUGGAUCUUCCGAAUUUAAGGGGUCUGUGUGAGGGAGCCUUGCUGCGUGGCUCAUUUGCAUGCCUCAGAAACCUGAGUGUCUGGGGAUGUGAAGUAUUGGAGAAUGUCAUGUCACUUGAAUUGUUUCAGCACCUCCAAUGCCUCCAAUACAUCCGUAUUAUAGAAUGCAAUGAGAUGGUGGAGGUGAUAAAAGGAGGAGAAGAAGGUGAUAACAACAACAAUAACAAUACCAUCAUCCUACUCCCUAACUUGAAUUCUUUCCUUUUGGAUAAUUUAGGGAAAUUGAAAUGCAUUUGUAAGCGGCUAAUCAUUUGCCCUUCCCUGACUGAGAUUUAUAUAACUGAUUGUCCUCUGCUGAAGAAGAUCCCUCUUUCCAUGGGCCACUCAACAUCAGUUGUGAGAGGAAGGAUUAAAGGAAGCAAAGAGUGGUGGGAUGCAUUGGAGUGGGAUGAUCCCAACACCAAAACACUCCUCCUACCUAUUUUUCAUGAACAAAGACGUGGAAUGAAAAGAAAAGCAGAACGAGCAGAAGAGGUUGCAUCGACGUCACACUACCGAUAA
Magnolia sinica is the source of this 3294-nucleotide messenger RNA. RefSeq names its product disease resistance protein SUMM2-like. Gene Ontology annotation, molecular function: ADP binding; protein binding. NCBI's taxonomy places the organism in Eukaryota, Viridiplantae, Streptophyta, Magnoliopsida, Magnoliales, Magnoliaceae. The record is from RefSeq and is a predicted model, not a curated record. The transcript has 2 exons. Bases 664 to 3294 code for a protein of 876 amino acids.